This is a messenger RNA of Penicillium odoratum, 249 nucleotides long. RefSeq lists its product as uncharacterized. The transcript has a single exon. The record is from RefSeq and is a predicted model, not a curated record. The coding region runs from base 1 to 249 and encodes 82 amino acids. NCBI's taxonomy places the organism in Eukaryota, Fungi, Ascomycota, Eurotiomycetes, Eurotiales, Aspergillaceae.
AUGGCACAAAUUCUUGUGCCGCAUCAUGCGGCUCUGGAUUUGAUUCCUCUGCCGUUACUGCGGGACAGGGCAAUCAUGCUGUCUUUUGCCAUGCCAGAGGUUUUCGAUCUUUGGGAUUUGAAGCUGGAUAUCUAUGUCCGACAUGGCAUUGUGCUGAAGACGGGUGGUGAUAAUUUGCCAUGGGAUCCUAAAAAUUGGGAUAUGAAGCCUUGGUUCGGAAGAAAGUGGGGCAUGCCUGCUUGUGAAUAA